AUGGAGAAGAAUGAGGAUUCUAUAAAAAGCAAAAGCUUUUUGAAUUAUACUCAACUAAACUGGCAGAAAAUAAAUUUUAUCUUUUUAGUUUUUUUACUAGGAAUAAAAACAUUUUUUUGUAUAUUAUUAUAUAUAUAUAAUCAUAUAUUACUAUUUUUUAUAUUCUUUGUAUUAACAGUAAUAUCUUUUUAUGCAUUACUAGUAAAUUCAUUUAAAGCCCUUACUUUUUAUAUAGUAAUAUUAACAUUGAUAUUAACAUAUGUUUUUCUUUCUUUUUAUAAUGUUAUCAAUGCUGUAUAUAUAACAAAUAUUUUUAAGGAAACACUGAUUUCGGAUGUAUUAUAUUCUAUUUUCCCUUUUUUAAUAAUAGAGUAUUUUGUUGCAAUCAUUUACACUUCCUUAAAAAAAAGGAAGAAAAGUUAUAUACAAAAAAAAUUAAAAGAAUUAAAAAUAGUAAUUGAUGGACAAAAGGGUGAAAAAAAAGAUGAUAUUUUAUCUUUACAAAUAGAUUUAGAAAAAAAUGAACUAAACACAUGUAACAAUAAUUAUAAAUACUAUUUAACACAAUAUAAAAAUAAAAAAUAUAUAUGCAUAGAAAAAAAGAUUGACUACUCUAGUGAUGAAACUGAUUUUAUUUUGGAAUUAGAAAAAUUUGAUAAAAAAAAAAAUAAAGAUACUCAAAAAAUAAAAAAUAAAAAAAAACCUUACAUAAAAAAAGAUUCUACUCAUGAAGUGAGUGAAGAUUUAAGUUUUAUUCAUUGGGGAAUUAAAAAUUAUGAAAAAAAAAAUGAACAUAGUCACAUGAAAGGAAAAUUAAAUAAAAAAGAACAAAAAGAAAGAUAUUCUAAUAAAAGUGUAAAAAGUGAUAAUAUUCAAAAUGAAAAAAUUCUUGUCAAUAAAAAUAUGAAUAAUAUAGAUAACGAAAAUAGAAACAUUAAAAAUGAAGAUACUAAAAAUAAAAAUGAUAACUGCAUAGAUAAUGGACAAAGAAAAAAAGAAACAUAUAUUAAUAAAAUAUUUUCUAUUGAUAUAAAUAAGCAAAGUCAAUAUAUUACAGACAGUGCUAUGGCUUUAGAGGAAAAACAAUGUGAGAAUGAAAUAGAGGAGAAUGUUUCAAACAAUAGAAAUUAUAUAAUAGUAAUUAACCAUCCAGAUAAUGCACUAGAUGAUUUUAAUUCUUUUAUAUCUCAAAAUAACAAUAAUUUGGGAAAUGAUAUUGCUGAAAUGAAUAAAGAUACAAAAAAAAUAGAAACAGAGAGUUUAGAACAAAAAAUUGAUAUAUUAGCAAAUAAUGAAGAAGAAAAUUGCAUAAUUGAAGAUUUUAUUGGAAAAAGUUUAGAAGAAUUAAAAAAAGUAGAAGAUAAAUUAGAAAUAAAUUGUAUACCAUAUGAAUAUAAAAAAAAAUCAACAGAAAUUGAAAUAGAACAAGAAAUAAAAAAAAUAGGAAGUUUAAUAGAAAAAAACAGAGAAAAAAUAAUAAAUGAUAAAAAAGAAGAAUUAGAAAAAGAAGAUUCAACUAAUGAAGGUAAAGAAAUGUUAAAAUGUGAAGAAAAAGAUAAAAUGGUUAAUAUACUUUUAUUAGAUAAUAAUGAUAUUGUACAAAAUGAAGAAAACAAAAAUGAUAAGAAAAAUUUAUUAGAAUUAAAAAAUUCUACUUUAAUAAAAAGGGAAAAUCAAUUUAAGAGUUUCUUAUUGAAUGAUGACGAAAUUCAACAAGAUCAGUAUUUAGAAAAUAAAAUUAAUGAACAAAAGGAUGUAAAAACUGUAAAAAUAGAUAAAGAAUUUAGAGCUAGCUUUAUCAGUAUAUUAAAUGAAGAAAAUAAAGAAAACGCUGAAUUCUCAAAUAUAAUGAAAAAUAUAGAAAAAAAAUCUACAUUAAAAAAAAAUGACGAAUUCAUAAGUAACACUAUGAUAAAAUACCAGAAAAAUCCAAGCAUAAAUAUUACAGAAAAAGUUAAAAAUACAAAUAAUAAUAUUGAUAAUAAUGAUAAUAAAGAUAAUACUGAUAAAAAAUUAGAGAGUAAUAGUGAUAUCUUAGUUAAUGAAGUAAGUUUCGAUAUUAGAAAUAAUUAUGAAGGAAUGAUAUUUUGUGAUAAUAUUAAAAAUAGUGAAAUGAAUGAAUGUAGCAAAUUAAAAAAUGAGGAGAAAUCAAUAACAUAUAAAAAUAUGUAUGAAGAUUUUAAAAUUAUUCAUUCAUUAGAAGAAGAAAAAGAAGACGAUAAUGAAAAUGAAAGUAUAAAUUCUUUAGGAAUUAUAGAAAAAAAUAAAGGUCCCCAUACCAAAAAAGAAGAAGAAUAUAAAGAUAAUAAAUGUUUUGAAAAUUCACAAAGCUUGAACUUCACAAAUAAUACAAAAUUAAAAAAUAGUGAUAAAAUUAAUAAUGAAUAUAAUAAUGAAGGAAAUAGUUUGAAUAUUAUAAAAAAUGAAUUAAAUACAAAUGAAAAAAGUUCAAUUUUUGAUUCGAAUAAUAUUUCUAUUAAUACAAAGAAAAUAAAAAAUAAUUGUGAAGAUGAAGAGUUUCAAAAAAUAGGUGAUAUUAAUAAUAGAGAAAGUUGGAAAAGGAUAGGUAAAAAAGAUAUAGAAAAGUUAAAGGAAUCUGUUAAUCCGGAUAACAUAGAAGAUAUACAAAUUGACAAUUUUUAUAAAAAAAACAAAAAAGGAGUAAAUACAAAUUAUUCCUCAGUUUCCAUUAAUUCUAGCGACCUUUCUACUUUUAUAAAAAUUCAAAAAAAUGAAAAUGAGGAUACAAAAACAAAAGAAGAAGAAAUUCUUAAUGAAGAAGUACAUAACAAAAAGGAAAUGAAUAAUUUCAAAAUAAAAAGUUUAGAUAAUAUAUUUUUAAAUAAUAAUAAGCAACAAAAUGGCAUUGAUAAUUUCGAAAAAGAAAAAUUUAAAGAAUAUUCAACUAAUGAUAUGAUGAAUAAAAACUCAAAAGACAGUACCCAAAAUAUUCUUUAUGAUCAAUCUGAAUUAUACAUAAAAAAUAAUUCUAAUUUUCUUUAUAAAAGCAAUGAACAUAUGCAAAAUGAUAAAGAUUAUAAAAGAAAUGAGUCUCAUGAAAAAUCGGAAGAAUAUUUAGAAAAUAAUAAUAAUCUAUUUUAUUCUUGUGUAAGUAAUUUAGCAAAUGCUGAUUAUAAAAAUUAUGAAGAUAUAAUAAAAAAUAAUUCUAAAAUUACGGAUACUUUUUUGUAUAAUAGAAUAUAUAAAGAAAGUGAUAAGAGUAAUGAAAUAAAUCCCAAUAGUGCUAGUAGUAUAAAUAAUAUUUUUAAUUCAAUAAAGAAUGUAAAGGAUUUCAAUAGCAUAAAUGAAUGCUCAAGUAUAUUAAACAGUUCCUCUAUUGUUGUAAAAAAUUCAAGUGUUAUGAAUGAAUCAAAUGCAACUAAUUAUUUGAAUGUUAUAAAUGAUUCUAAUAAUAAUAAAAAUUCAUUCAUAAAUAAUUCUAACGAUAACGAAAAUGAUUACGAACUUAAUUCUAAUGCAAUAUUCCAACAAAGAAAAAAGUUUUUUGAAAAUUUAAAUAAAGAAAAAUCAUCAAAUAAUAUUCAAAGAAAAAUAAAAUGUAAUAAUGAAAAAGAUAAUUUAGAGAAAGAUAAUAGUAAUAUAAAUGAAACUUUAAAUUCUGAUUCAUCUAUAAAUAUGUAUAGAAAUAGAAAUUAUCUAAAUAGGAGGGAAAAAAACCAAUAUUAUAGCAGUAAAGAUGAAAAUGAAAUUGAAUAUCAUAUAGAAAAAUGUGCAAAAUUAAAGAAAACGAAGAAUAAAAAUGAAAACUAUUAUGUGAUAAAUGAUAAAAUAAAGAGUAAAUUAAAAGAAAAUGGAUUGAAAAUGGACAGAGACGAAGAGGUAAUUUUAUCUAAUGAAUUAACUAAAAACAUAUAUAAUAUUAAAGGAAAUGAAAAAGAUAAAAAAAUAGAAGAAACUAAUGAUUUUGAAAACAAAAGAAAAAUGACACAACAUUUUGUUAUAUAUGAUCAAAGUGAUAUAUCAUCUAGUAGGAAAACUGGAGAAAAUAUAAAAUCAAAUGAAGUCUUUGAUUUUGAUAAGAAAAAUGAUUUUGAAAUUGUAAAUUUUAGUAAAGUUAAAAUAAAUAACUGUUCUUUUGCUUCUAAUUUUAAGCUGAAAAAAGAUAAUGAAAAUAUUUCAGAAAAAAUAACUCUGACUAAUAAAGAAAUUAUAAACAGCAGUUUUAAUACAGAUAUUACCAAUAAUUCAUAUUUUUAUAUGAAUAAAAGUAUGAAUAAUAUAAUUAAUCAAAUAAAAAAUUACGCUAAUCACACUAACACAAGUUUUCUUGAAGAAAAAAUCAAUUUGGAUAUUUUAGUAAGCGAAAAUCAAAACAAUUUAUUAAAGAAAAAAAAACUUACUGAACUAAAAAAGAAAAACAACUUUAUUGAUUUCAAUGAAAUUAAUUCCAAUGAAAUUAAAAAUUGUGACCAUAUUGUUUCAUACAAUAAGUUAAAUGAUAUAAGCAUGAAUUGCUUAAAUGAAAGUAUAUAUAAUAAAAAUGUAGGUUUAAUACCUUCCCCUUCCUUUAAUGAUUUUCAUUAUAAUGAGAAAAACAGUUUUCCUAAUUCUCAUGAUUUUAUAAAAUUAAAUAAUGAAGAAUUUAAAAUAAAUUCAAAAGAACAGAAAGGGAAAAAUAUGAAGACAUAUCCAGAUAAUUUUUAUGAAGAGGUAUGUGAAAAGGAUAGUUACAUAAGUGAAGAAGAAAAAAAUAAAAUGUUAAGUGAAAAAGAAAUUGGAGAAAAUAAAAAUUGUACAAAUGAUGAUACCCAUGAAGCAAAAAAAAAUAAAUUAAAGAUUAAAAAGAAAAAAGAACAAGAAAAAAGUGAAAUUACAAAAAUAGAAGAAAAAGAGGAAAAAGAAAUAGAUAUAAUUAAUGAAUAUGAAGAAAAAAUUGAAGAUGAAAAAGAUGAAAAAAAUGAAAUAGAAAAAAGGGAACAUAAUAAAGAAGAAAAUAAAGAGUUAAAUGAUGAAAGUGAAAAAAAAACAAAGAAAUUUAAUGAUCUAACUCAAAAAAAUCAAGAAACACAUGAAAAUAAAGAAAUGCAAGAAAACAAAGAAAUGCAAGAAGAUAAAGGAAUCCAAGACGAUAAAGAGAUACAGGAAGAUAAAGAAAUACAAGAAGAUAAAGAGAUACAGAAAGAUAAAGAAAUACAAGAAGACAAAGAAAUACAAGAAGAUAAAGAGAUACAGGAAGAUAAAGAAAUACAAGAAAGUAAAGAAGAAAUACAAGAUAAAGGAAUUCAAGAAGACAAAAAAAUACAAGAAGAUAAAGAAACACAGGAAGAUAAAGAAAUACAAGAAGACAAAGAAAUACAAGAAGAUAAAGAGAUACAGGAAGAUAAAGAAAUACAAGAAAGUAAAGAAGAAAUAC
Plasmodium relictum is the source of this 5374-nucleotide messenger RNA. Its product is annotated as conserved Plasmodium membrane protein, unknown function. The annotation marks the transcript as partial. The record is from RefSeq and is a predicted model, not a curated record. NCBI's taxonomy places the organism in Eukaryota, Apicomplexa, Aconoidasida, Haemosporida, Plasmodiidae. The transcript has a single exon.